Penicillium canariense is the source of this 1212-nucleotide messenger RNA. Its product is annotated as putative mitochondrial translation release factor (RF-1). Gene Ontology annotation, biological process: translational termination. The transcript has 2 exons. Bases 1 to 1212 code for a protein of 403 amino acids. NCBI's taxonomy places the organism in Eukaryota, Fungi, Ascomycota, Eurotiomycetes, Eurotiales, Aspergillaceae. Gene Ontology annotation, molecular function: translation release factor activity. The record is from RefSeq and is a predicted model, not a curated record.
AUGCCCCGUGGUGCCCCGUCAACGCCCGCUAAUGCCCCGGCAGCCGCUCCCGACUCCGGCCUGUCGCCCGUCCUCUUGACCAGAGCUCGAUUGCUCGCCGCCGAACAUGCCAAACUAUCAGAUCGAUUGGCAGAGGCCUUUGAUGCCAAAGUCGCCAAGCGAGCCGGGGAGAUUGCCCCCGUUACAACCGUCCUGAAAGAAUGGGAAAGUGCCAAUGAGUCGAUUGCCGAAUUGAAAUCCCUCUUAGAGCAACCCGAGACGGAUGAGGAGCUGCGUUCACUCGCGAUCGAGGAUCUGGAGUCCAGCCGAGAGGCUCUGCCCACGAUAUCGGACCGACUCAAAAAGUCACUGAUCCCCCGGCACCCCUUUGCGGAUCUGCCGUGCUUGGUGGAGAUUCGCCCUGGCGCCGGGGGAGAUGAGGCCGGCCUGUUUGCAUUUGAGAUGCUGCGGAUGUACACGUCGUUCUGCUCCCGGCGGGGUCUUCGACCGACGAUCUUGAAGCAGGACGUCGAAGACGGAGCCGCAGAGGACCGCCUGACUGAAGCCGUCAUUGAGAUCGAGGCGGACGGGGCAUACGAUAUCAUGCGGACCGAGUCAGGGGUCCACCGCGUCCAGCGCGUCCCGGCAACGGAAACCAAGGGCCGAACACACACCAGUGCGGUCAGCGUGAUGGUCCUGCCGAGUUUCCCGGAGAGCGGCAGCGGCCUGGACAGUGCCCUGAACUUUGAGGACCCGACGAGCGACUACUACAUUGAUCCGCAAGAAGUGCGCGUGGAAAAGAUGCGGGCCGGCGGUGCCGGCGGACAACACGUCAACAAGACCGAGUCUGCCAUUCGAUUGACCCAUAUGCCCACCGGCACGGUGGUCUCCAUGCAAGAUGAACGGUCCCAGCAGGCAAAUCGGCGAAAGGCCUGGCAGAUCCUACGAGCCAAGAUCGCCGAGGCCCGCCAGGAAGCCCGCGAGCAGGAGUUGGUCCAAUUACGCCGGGGCGCCAUGGGGGGAGUGGCUCGGAUGGGCCGUGGGGACAAGAUUCGAACAUACAACUAUGGCCAGAGCCGAUGCACUGACCAUCGGAGCGGCAUCACGAUCCACAAUCUGGACGGCGUCCUCGACGGGGGCGAUGGCUUGGAGACGGUCAUGGAAAGCGUGCGCACCUGGAUGGCUGACCGCGAGGUCGAAGCCAUGGUGGUGGAGGAGAGGGCCGAGAAGUGA